AUGGCUGCUCCCCCGUCAUCCCGGCCCGGCUUCACACCAUCUGGCACCGCGAUGGCCUCACCACCCGACCUGGAUCUGGCCUUCCCGCAGGAUGCCUUCCCCCGCCUGUCGGUCGCAACACCCACGCGGCUGCUGCUGGGCACAGUCUCGUCGGCGCUCGUGGGCUUCUCGCUCGGGGCGACGCAGGGUGGUCAGAUGGCGCAGCUGCGGUUCCGGGCCGAGCACGCCCACAAGAUGCCCGACACGACGACAGGGUGGUACUUUUACCACAAGAGCAAGAACUACCACGCCAUGCAGGGCGGCAUCCGUGAGGGCUUCCGCAUGGGGUUCAAGACGGGGUUCUGGAGCUUGAUGGCCUUGUCACUCGAGAGCACGGUCGAUCGUUAUCGCGGGGCCAGCGACAUGUUUUCCACCACGAUAGCCACGCUUACGGUUGCUGGCGCGUUUUCACUCUGGCCAUGGCACUUGCAGCCGAGAGAUGGAAAGCGACGGGUAGAUAUUGCAAGAUCAGAGUCAAAGAGUGGGGGGCUAACAAGCGCCGAACAUCGGCGUGUGCAUCUAGAUCGCCUGUCAUUAACAACCGCCGCCCGGACCGCGCGAUACGGGCUCAUGUUCGGUCUCGCGUACGGUGGGAUUCAAGACCUCGUUGGCUUAGCCCGAGGCAGACCGAUCGGAUAUGUCGAGUUUCUUCGACGUCGACGAUUAGCUGAGGAUGAUGCUCGAGCAUUGUAG
Molecule: messenger RNA, 732 nt
Organism: Fusarium pseudograminearum CS3096
Lineage: Eukaryota; Fungi; Ascomycota; Sordariomycetes; Hypocreales; Nectriaceae
Exons: 2
Coding region: 1-732 (243 amino acids)
Source: RefSeq, a predicted model, not a curated record